GCACGAUAAUUUUUCAUGAAUUUCUGUUUUAAAACGUCUCUCUACAAUAAAAGGAUGGGUUUUAUUCACUAAACUGCGAUCUGAUGUGAGUUACAAUGCCAAUGGAACAGUGUGUCCAGCUCAGCUUAUGGAGACAGACAGCUUGGCUACUUUUGCCAAUAGGGUUUCCAUUCGGAACAGACCGGGCAGCGCACGCGGACAUUGGAACGUCCGUUGAAUCCAAGCGCGGUGACCGUUCGGGGGGGCGUGUCUGUUCACCGGCCCCGCCCCCUGCCCGUGCCAGUCUGAGCUGGGCGAUCCGCUACUUCCCGGAUUUAACCGUUUCACCGCGAGCUCGGAGCGCAGAGCGCGGCCGCCGCCAUGGAGUGCACUAUCCCCGCCCAGUGCCAACUGCUGUUCCGGGCCUGCGAGGACGGAGACUCUGAGGGUGUCCGCAGAGUGCUGGAGCCGGGCAGCGCCGAUCAUCCCGGGGGAUCCAGCUGUGCCGGGGGGCCGGACGGGGUGCUGCCGGUGGGAGCGGACUCGGUGCCCGUGGACUGCACGGACGAGGACGGUAAUACGGCGCUGCAGCUGGCGGCCGGCGGGGGACACGAAGCGCUGGUCCGGAUCCUGCUCAGGAAGGGGGCCUCGGUGGACAGCAGGAAUCACUACGGCUGGACCCCCCUCAUGCAGGCUGCCAGGUACUGUGACUGGCUGAGCAUUGUGGGAGAUGUAGUCCAUAAAGCCUGGGCAUCACUGGUAUAAACGCAGGGCCAGAUGAUGGGGAACUACAGCUCCCGUGAUGCUUUGCCGGUAGGAGCUGGGAGUCUAACAUCUGGUCACAUCUCCCCAUAGCAUCACAGCAUGGACAUGGCACCCUGUUACAAUCCAUACAGUUAUACUGCUACUGGGAGAUGGUCAAACACACUCAUUGUUAGCAUUCUAAGCUAUGUCAAUGGAGAGUGAUAGGGCUGAGCAUAGAUUUAAAUAUUCAAUAAAAAAAAUAUACAAAAUCGGCACAAUCUGGCACUUCUCUGGAAUAUACAACAGUGAACAAAACAUAGAAAAUUACCCAUAAGUUGUUAACUUUUUUUUUCAUAAAAUACUCAUUUUUUUUAUUUAAUUUUUUUGUUUUUUGUUUUUAUUCAAGAGUUUAGAAAUCAAAGCAUAAUAAUCCAGUUCAAACAAGGCAAAGCCAGGGCAAACAUUGCAAAAUAAGAUUUUUUUAAAAAAGAAGAUUUUUCUCCUCUUCCCUUCAUUUCUGUGGUGACUCCCCAGUGGAAAUUACAGAGUUUAUAACAAUGAUGGAAGGAGCUAAGAUGGUGGCACUCCGUUGCAGGAUAAGUAGCUGUUUAUUUCUAGAUUUAAAGGCAUACUAUAGAGACAGGAAUACAAACAAAGCUGUAUUCCUGGCACUAUCGCUAAACCUGUGCCUUCCCCCUGCCUGGGCAAAUAAAGGGUUAAAAACCCUUCAUUUACUUAUUUGAUCCCUGCACUGAUGUCCCUCGGCGCUGGGCUGGCGCUCCACUCCCUCUGACGUCACUCCACGAGCGGACGCUAAUGCGCAUGCAUGGCACAUGCUGCGCGCAUUGCUCCUCCCCAUAGGGGAGAAAAAUCAGAACGUGAGGACACCCAGCGUUGGAUACCGGACCACUAGGUUGACUUAGUGCUGCAAUGUAAACAUUGCAGUUUCCCUGGAACUGCAAUGUUUUACAUUGCAGCACUUGGUGCAAAAGGGGCACUGUACCUACACACCUUUUUUCACACCUCACAAAUACGUUUCUUAAAUAUAGGGAUAAAUAGACAUAGUACUAAACAUCAUGGGAAGUGGCAGUUCCCCUUUAGAACUGGAAAACAUGUAUAUCCAGUCUCACAUGCUCAUCUUGUUAAUGGGUGUAAUACUAUCUUGGAGUCCCCACUAUAGUCCCAAACCACUGUAUUUUUUUCAUGUGAUUAUUUAUUUUUUCCACAAUCACAAGACAAGUGGAAUUGAUAAUGUUUCAACCUCAGUGGCCAUUUUAGUUCCAUCUAUGUAAAAAUGGAAUAAAGUUACAAAAAAAAGUGUGGUGCUUUGGAGCAUUUCAAUUAAAGGGACACUAUAGUCACCCAGACCACUUCAUCUCCAUUUCAGGAUUAAGUAAACCUCUAGUCAGCACGAUAGCUAGUAAACGUGCUUUUGCGGUAAUCGCUUAAGCAACCGUAGCAAAGCAUUCAGUCAAUGCUUUCCUAUGGUAAAGUCUGAUUGCCGCGCAUGUGCAUUAAGUUCCCAUGCUCCUAUAUGAAGAGCAAUGGAUUGGACAUCAGCGGUGGAGGCCAUGUCUCCUCUGUGACAUCACGAGAGGCGGUAAGGUGAACAGCGCCAAGAGAGCCUUGUUUUUUCCUCAAAAUAUAAAAUGGGGUGUAUUAUGUAGAACAAGGGACAGCGAUACUAUAGGAUUAGUGAUACAGUAUUCUAUUCUAUGUACAAUUUUUUUUUUUUUUUUUUUUCUUCAAAUUUUUACGUAAAAAAUAUUUCCAGGCUGGCAUGCACAUUAAAAUAAUCAUGAUUUUAUUUUGCCAGACUACUAUUCUUGUACUCACAGUGCAGAUAACACUGCUAGAACUCCAAUAGUUUAUCAUGCAUCCUUUCUCAAGUAGUCAUCGGACUACUUGACAUCUUCUGCAGUGGUUUAAAAGGACAUUUGAAGUAGUUGUCAUCAAGCAGGACAGAACCUUCUUUAAAGAGACUCUCUAAGCACUAUAGCAUGCUGCAGUGGUUAUUGUCCCAGAAGUCCCAUGCAUACGUUGUUACGCAUGCUGCAGAUUGUUUGAUAAUUACCUGGCUCUGUUGAGCACCUGUUGUCCUUCCAGUCUUUCCAGACAUGCAGAGUCAUUGAAUAAUGUCCUAAGUUUAUAUGCAAACUUAUCAGAGCUGUGCAGACUGUAAGAAUUACUACCUUUACAUUUCAGGCAAAGAGUUGCAAGCAAAACUUUUCAUCCAUGUGCUUUCACCUGUACAUUUCAGAAACAAUUCCAGGAUCUUAAUAAUGUAAUGGCAUAUGCCUGAUAAAAGGCUUGGUCUUUUCACGUUCUGUAUAUAUCCAGAAAUAGGUUGCCAUGAAGUAAGAGUAGGUAAUAUUUUCUUUUUUGUAUUUUGUUUUAGGAUGGGACAUUUAAAUGUUGCUCUUAUACUUCUGGAAAAUGGUGCAGAUGUUAAUGCCCAGAAUAGACUGGGAGCCAGCGUCCUCACAGUGGCGUCAAGAGGUGGCCAUGUUGGCGUGGUCAAGCUUCUUCUGGAAAGUGGGGCAUUUGUGGACAAUUAUGAUCAUUUUGAUGUUAAUGUUGUUAGCAACAAUGGCCUUAAGGAGGGAAUGCCUGAUAUAACUGCUCUCAUGACAGCUGCACAGCACGCACACGAGGCAGUAGUGCGCCUCCUACUGGACUGGGGGGCUGAUGUGAAUUACCGUUUAAAAACUGGAUGGAAUCCCUUGAUGCUGACAGCUCUCCAUGGGCGAGUGAGUGUAGCACAGCAGCUAGUGGAUAGGGGUGCUGACCCAGACCAUGUCAACAUUUUGGAGAAAACACCUUUUGAAAUUGCUUUGCUUUUAAAACAUAAAGAUUUGAAGGAUUAUUUGGAUCCCAUAACUACAAUUAGGCCUAAGACAGGUAAGGACAAAUAUUUUAUUUCUUAAUAUACUAAUAUAUGGUUGCUUGCAUUGUUUUGUUUUUCUGCAUUUCGUUCUAUCAUAAAAUCUAUAUCUGUGUGCAUAUAUCCAUUAUUUGUAUAGUAAGAAUAUCUAGCUAUGUAUGUAACUGGUAAUUGUUGAAAACAAGCACAUUUUAAAACAAAAUAGUUGAACUGGAAAAGAAAUGUGUAAAUGUAAGAAUUUAAAGCGACACUGUCAUAACGAAUGGACCUUUACUCCAUUGUUUCCUCUUCUCUUCCUCUCUCAGAAGCAGUUCUUCUUUUCAUUAUUUCUAAUCUAGUUUUCUUUAAAACAUAAGACCAAAUUACUUUGAUUACUUUGUUUUAUGCUUUUUUAUAUUUUCGUACGCUUGACUUUCUUUGACCAAAGGAGGAGCUUAAGUAAGCUCUAUUUCCUGUAUCAAAGAGGAGGGUGAGUAUUGUGGGAAAACAUUAUUUGACACAGGAAAUGGAGCUGACUUAAAGGAGCACUAUAGGGUCAGAAACAAAAACAUGUAUUCCUAACCCUAUAGUGUUAAAACCAACAUCUUGUGUAUAGUGUUAAAACCACCUCUCUAAAUAUAGCAAAAAUCUUACUUGUAUUCAAGUCUGUAGCUGCUGGCUCUGCCCCUGUCUGCCUCAGACCUGCCCCUGUCUGCUGACAUCAUCAGAAGUGGUGGUGUGAGCCAAUCACAAUGCUUCCCCAUAGGAUUGGCUGAGACUGUCAAGGAGGCAGAUCAGGGGCAGAGCCAUCACAAGUCAAACACAGCCCUGGCCAAUCAGCAUCUCCUCUUAGAGAAGAAUUGAAUCAAUGCAUCUCUAUGAGGAAAGUUCAGUGUCUCAAUGUAGAUGGUGGGCACACUGAAUGGCAGUUCUGCACAUUAGGCAGGACUGCUUAAUGAAGCAGCUUUAGAAGCCAUCUAAGGAGUGGCCAGUGAAGUUAUCACUAGGUUGUAAUGUAAACACUACAUUUUCUCAGAAAAGACGGUGUUUACAGCAAAAAGCCUGACAGUAAUGAUUCUACUAAUUCUCUAAUGCAAAAAGUUGUAGUUGUUCUGGUGACUAUAGUGUCCCUUUAAGCUCCUUUUGUCAAAGAAAGUAAAGUUUAGGAAAAAUACAUAAGACAAAAUAGUCACUACUUUUUCUUAUGUUUCAAGAAAACUAGAUCAGAAAGAAAGAAAAGAACAGCUUUUGAGAGAGGAAGAGAAGAAGAAACAAUAGGAGAAAGGUACGUUCGAGGUGAUAGUGCUGCUUUAAGUUUUUUCUAAUCCUAUUUUGACUUAGAAUUUUUAGUUAUGUUGACAACUUCAAAAACACACAGAAAUAGGUCCUGUGUUUAUACACCUACUGCUCUAGGUUGGCAGCAAAGGCCAUAGUGUUCAUCACACCAAAUGUGUAGAGAAACCAAAAAAAAAUAAGUCUGUAAAUCCAUGUUCUGUGACUAAUACAAGUAAAGUACAUUUCAUUGUUUUGCUUUCACUAAAGUCACCCAGGACACGUCACCUGAAUGAAGUGGUCUGUGUGCAGUGGUUGUUCAGUUUUAAUCCUGCAGUGUGAAACAUUACUUUUCUUAUGGAGAAGGCCCUGGUGGAGUGGUAAACAGUGCUGAGGGGCCUCAAUAAGUGUUUUAAAAUGUUUUUAUCAUAAAUGGGGAAGGGCCUGUAUUUUACUAGGGUCAGAAAUACUAAAGUGUCAUGAAUACAGGUUUGUGUUCCUAAUGCUUUACUGUUCCUUUAUCUUCUUUAAAAUCCUUAUUUCGCUUCACUAUUUCUUGUUAAAAUAUUGCAGCUCUAUACCUGGCUGGAUUUAUUUGCUUUUGAAUUCCUAGUGAUGGGUUAGAUUUGGGUUGGGUAAUUUGCUGUACGAUGAGUCGCAUUAUAUAAAUAUUUGUAGUGCGUAAAUGUGUCUAAUACUGCAUUUCAUAUAACAGACCAACAGUUUUUAAAUUUGUGGUAAUUCAAAAUUAAUUGACCUUUUGUUACCUAACUAUUUUUUAAUUUUAAUUAAUAAUACUAAUGCCCAUGGAAGAAAAUAAAAAUAAAACAAAGUAUCAGCACGCCUUCAUCUGACGUCACGGCAACAAGGUCCACUUGCAAAAACUUGUAGGGAGGACUGCAGUGAAGGGGGGAGGGGAGACGCAAGCUUGAGAGAAAGUGUUGCCAGUGUGCAGUGUCUGCUGACAACAGAAUCGACAUUUGGCAGUCCAGAACAGUUUCCAGAGAUGUAACUAGCCUGCAACAUAUAAGUUCAGAUACUGCUGAAUGUGCAGCAUUGUAAGUAGAAACACUGUACCUACAGAUUCCUUCCUUCAUGACCAUUUCUAAAAGCAGAAGUGAUCAUGGAUGUUGGAGUAACCCUUUAACUUAACCCCUUAAGGACACAUGACGUGUGACAUGUCAUGAUUCCCUUUUAUUCCAGAAGUUUGGUCCUUAAGGGGUUAAUGGGACACUAUAAUGUCAAGAACACAAACAUGUAUUUACAUCUGUGGUGGUAAAAUGACUACUUAGGUCCUGGGCCCCUCUCUUUUUUACUUUAAAAAGAAGCUUUUACUUACCAGUCUCUCCGCACAUUACACCGCCGCGCGGAGAUAAUCAACUUUGACAAGCUCAUCCAAUCCUGUGUUCAUCCAAGCCAGUUUUUGACUAUUUGGCCUAAAUUUUAAAAUUCACUUUGAAUUCCUAAAAUAUAUUUUAGCAAAUAUAGAAACAUAGAAUGUGACAGCAGAUAAGAAACAUUUGGCCCAUCCAGUCUGCCCAAUUUUCUAAAUACUUUCAUUAGUCCCUGGCCUUAUCUUAUAGCUAGGAUAGCCUUAUGCCUAUCAAACACAUGCCUAAACUUCUUCACUGUGUUAACCUCUACCACUUCAGCUGGAAGUGGAAGGCUAUUCCAUGCAUCCACUACCCUCUCAGUAUAGUAACAGUUCUUGAUGUUAUUUUUAAACAUUUGCCCCUCUAAUUUAACACUAUGUCCUCUUGUUGUGGUAGUUUUUCUUCUUUUAACUCCUUAUGGAUGGCGGGUGGCAUAGAACGUCCCCGCCAUCCAGGGGGCUUGCCUGCUCAUUGGCGAUCACCCGCCAUUGAUCGCGAUGGGGGGACUUGCCUGACAUCCCAGGCACUCCCCCUGCUGCCGAUUCGGCCCUCCUGGGCCAUGUGAUCGCAAAGUCCUUGCGAGGACCUCACGAUCACAUGGACGGAAUAGCCGUCCAUAGCAGUGCCAGCAGGGGAAGUGCCUGGAAUGAAAGAUAGUCUCCCUGCUGCCUGUAUUAAAGUAAAAUAAAGUUUUUAAAAACCAUUUAAAAUUAAAUAAUAUAUACUUAGAUUUUAUAAUUUGUGUGUGUGUGUAUAUGUAUACACUUACACAUACAUACACUGUCUAAGUGUAUUUUAAUAUUAUCAAAAUACACGUAGUUAUAUUAAAGAAUCAUAUAAAAAAAAAAUAAUAUAUAUAUAUAUAUAUAUAUAUAUAUAGUGUGUGUUAAAAAUAAUUAAAAUAUGUGUAAUUUCGUUCUAACUGUAUUUUGAUAUUAAUAUAUAUUGAAAUUAAAAUACACUUAGAACGAAAUAAUAUAUAUAUGAUAUAUGUAUAUAUCAAACUAUAUAUUAUUUUAAAAAAAUGAUAUAGAGAUAUAUUUUUACAUAAUUGAGUCAUUUUAUUAAUUACAAUUUGCCAGACUUGCUGUCAGGAUUACAAGUUGAUCCAGCAUGCAGAACUGUGUCACACCUAGGACUACGGUUAACGUAUAACCAGACCUUAGAAUGGCCGGAAUUCCUCACUGCCUAAUGGUUCAGACGUCCGUUUAAAUUCCGCAAGGAAUUCCUGGUAACAAUGAGUGAUACUCCUAUUACUUUCCCAUAAAGAAUUAGCCCAAGUUAAGGCCUUACCUUUAAGUUGGUUCAUCAGAUACCCAGUAGCCCCUUAGCUCUAUCUGAAGGAAAUGAACCAGGUGAGGCCUCAAAGUGGAACUCAAUCUGAUUGAGAAAUCCCCUACAUUCCUGGAUAUUAGCAAAAAAAAUAAGGGGGGGGGAUAUAAGUAGAUCACAGGUGCCUUAUAUACUAUAGGUGGCAGUAGAUUAGACAUCGGUGACAUAAUCCGAGAAGCCUCAGGUUGUAAAUGAGCUGUCCUAGUAAGAAGCGUGCUAAAAGCAUGGGCAAAUUGAUCCAAACGGUGAUCAUUCUCCUCCAGCUUUCUCUCACAAGCUGCUAUGUGCUGACACAAUUCUGCAGGAUCUAUGGCCAUGUCGUUAUGUCAGGACUACAAGUUCAUUCAGCAUGCAGUACUGUGUCACACCUAGAACUAAGGAUAACGUAUGACCAGACCUUAGAAUAGCCGGACUGCUUGGUCUUCCCAAAAGCCGUACUGCACCCCUACAGUCUGUAAUGAAUGCUGCUGCUAGACUGAUUUUCCUCUCUAGUCGGUUCUCUCACACCUCACCCCUCUGCCAGUCCUUACAUUGGCUUCCUGUGUGCUAUAGGAGUCAAUUCAAGGCACUAACUCACACCUAUAAAGCACUGAACAACUCUAGCCCCUCUUAUAUCUCCUCACUGAUCCACAGGUAUGUCCCUUCUCGGUCUCUCCGCUCUGCCCGUGACCACCUCCUGUCCGUUGUCCGCACCCGUACGGCCAACUCGCGCUUGCAGGACUUCUCGCGGGCGGCUCCCUUCCUAUGGAAUAGCCUGCCUACCGCCAUCCGACUCUCCCCUAGUCUUGCAUCUUUUAAGAAGUGCCUUAAAACCCAUUUCUUUAGGAAAGCUUAUGGCCUCCAAGACUAACCCCUACCUCACAUACCCGUCUCCUGCCCUCUCCUAAAGGGCAGCCCACCUUAUUUGAUUGCCAUUCCUGUCCUAAUGUGUUUUACACCCCACCUCCUAUAGAAUGUAAGCUCGAUUGAGCAGGGUCCUCUUCAACCUAUUUUUCCUGUAAGUUUAUUUGUAAUUGUCCUAUUUAUAGUUAAAUCCCCUUUCAUAAUAUUGUAAAGCACUACGGAAUCUGUUGGCGCUAUAUAAAUGGCAAUAAUAAUAAUAAUAAUAAUAAUAGUCAAAAUACUUGCCGAGGUCAGAAACACAGAAUCCGACACAACGAUGAGGGAAAGCCAAAAGUCAAGGAUACCAGAAUUCAGGGAAGUCAAAAUGAAGCCAAAGUCAAAUACCAGAAAAUCAAGAUCAGGAAUGCACUCUCUGAUUACCAUCUGGAUGAAACCACGACAGGGCAAUGAGCAAAAGGAGAACUGGGUUUAAAUACCCCUCCUGUGGAUCCGAUUGGCUGUAACCGGCCUUUGACCCCAAAAGCAAUUACCAGGUCUCAAUGUGCAUGAUUGCUGCUCAGCACAACUUUUCCUGUCAGGACGGUAAUGAUGCUUGGCAUAACUUUUCCUGUCAGGACGGUAAAUGCCAUUAACCACAUUUUUAUGUGCGGAUAAAUACGUGACACCUGCCUGAUAACCCAGGCAGAAAGUCCAGAGAAUUUAAUUUGCUAGGAUUAUAUUUAACUCUGUAACUUUCCAAGACACCAUAAAACCUGUCCACGGGGGGCACUGUUUUACUCAGGAGACUUUGCUGAACACAAAUAUUACAACAUUACAAUGAUAUCAUUAGUAAAAAUGACUUUUUUUUGCAUUUGUCACACACAAAUGGCACUUACACGGACAAAAUAAUUGUGAUACGUUUUACGGUUUUGCCCAGGAAUGAGAAUUACCCCCAUGAUGGCAUACCAUUUGCAAAAGUAGACAACCCAAGGUAUUAUAAAUGGGUAUAUCCAGUAUUUUUUAGUAGCCACUUAGUCACAAACACUGGCCAAAAUUAGUUUUUCGCAUUAUGCACACACAAACAAAUAUAAAUGCUAACUUUGGCCAGUAUUUGUGGCUACUGAAAGAGAGUGGACAUAACCCAUUUGCAAUUCCUUGGGUGGUCUACUAUAGCAAAUUGUAUGCCAUCAUGGGGUUAAUUCUUAUUCCUGGGCUACCAUACGGUCUCAAAGGCAACGUAAUCAAUCUGGCGAAUUUCAAUGUGAAAAAAAUUUAACAUGCUAUAUUUGACCCUGUAACUUCCCAAAAACACCAUAAAACCUGUACAUAGGGGUCCUGUUUUAUACGUGAGACAUCGCUGAAUACAAAUAUGUGUAUUUUAUUGCAGUAAAAGCAAACCGUAUUAUGACAUUCACAGUUAAAAUGUCAUGCAGAACUAAAAAAAAUAACAAUUUCUUAAUUUCUCAGUUUUAAAAAAAAUAUUCAUAUUAAAUUCUGUUUCAUAGCUAAAUAUUUGAUGUUAAAUGAAAUCCCUAUUUAUCAUGAAUAAAAUGAUGUAUAAUAAGUGUGGGUGCACUUAAUGUGAAAGAUGUGAAUUAUGGUUGAACAGACAUAUAGUCAAAUUCCAAAUUUUGAUUACAGUCCUUAAGGGGUUAAAUAUAGUCUCCUCCUUUACUGUGUUGAUUCCCUUUAUGUAUUUGAAUGUUUCUAUCAUAUCACCACUGUCUCCUCUUUCCUCCAAGCUAUACAUGACCUUGAAAGGUUUUCUGUGUCUCUAAUGGCUUAUGAAAUAAUGCACACAUAUUUCUAUGAAAUAUACACAUAUAUUUAUAAUUAUUUCUUUCUUUUGCAGAUGAAGAAAAGAGAAGACCUGAUGUGUUUCAUGCUGUGAAGAUUGGUACGUAGUUCCAGAAUUCUGACUUUCAUACAUAGUUAGAGUGAUUUCCAUGUAACUAUGCUUAGUGGCCCGAAUUCUUCUGUCCUAAUACAGGCCACGCAGCUAAUGAUUCAGUAAAAGGAAAUAGUGUUUGCAAGCUGUUCUAAUUAUUAACUGCAAAGGUUCAACAUGUAACAGAAUGCAGUCCCUCCCAGCAGCAAAUAUAACCUGAAGAAUCCACCUCUAGAAAGUAUCAUUUGUAUGUCUGAUUUCUGAUUGUGUGAAGCUAGGGUUAACUAAUAAAACUGAGAUUACUCCUGUAAUGUUGAAUGGAAUAAAGUGACCCUCCCUGUUUUCACUUGGAUUCUAAUCUUAAUACAAAAAGAGAAGUCCUGCGCUCACUCCCAUCACUACUGGGCCGGCAGCAAUGACUACAGUACACAUCAGCCCAAUAUAUAGUAAAACCCAAAUUAAAGAAAGUUACCUGCGCUCUCUCCUUAAUCCCUAUGUAUAUUUAGACAAAUGGAGGUCAUUUAGUUGCUCUAAUUGGAGCAACUAAAUGACCUCCAUUUGUCUAAAUAUACAUAGGGAUUAAGGAGAGAGCGCAGGUAACUUUUUCUUUUCUUUGGAUUCUAAUCUUGCUGUGUAAAAACUGUCCAUGAAUCUAUAUGUAACUUUAUGUGUUAUUUUAGGCAAUGUACAGCUGGUCAGAGAAAUUAUAGAUGAUGAUCCAAAUCAAGUGAAUGCCAUCAACGGUGAUGGGGCAUCUCCCUUGAUGAUAGCCGCAGUUACUGGAAAACUGGAACUUGUACAGCUGCUGGUUGACAAGAAUGCAGACAUCAACAAACAGGACAAUGUCCAUGCAUGGACUGCUUUAAUGCAGGCCACCUACCAUGGGUGAGUGAGCACAGCUGUCUGUUUUUCAAAGAAACAAACAUGAUCAAGUAAGGAAGGACACUAAAUUUGAUUACUUUGUCAAAAGCAAAAGGAGAACUGGGUUUAAAUACCCCUCCUGUGGAUCCGAUUGGCUGUAACCGGCCUUUGACCCCAAAAGCAAUCACCGUUGGUGGAUUUUAACAUUGUUACGUUGAGAAAAGGUCACUGCUUGGGUGGGUAAGUUACUGUUUGUUAUGUAAGCUCCUGAGCAAAACCUCUGUGAUUUGAACUGGUCAUGGUGCUUGGAGUCUGUAUAUGCAGCGAUUUGCUAUGAAACUCUGCACCUACAGAGUUUAACCACUCUGCUGCUGGAUGUGUAACUCCAUCUGUGGCUGCAAAAUUGGGGCAUCAUUAGUCUACCUGCAACAGGAGUUCUGGGCUGAAUAAUGUGAAUUCUGACAUCUGGCAAAUUUGGCAUCUGACGCCAGCACACACAGUAUGUCUCCUCUGUGCCGUCCAUGUCCUCACUUCACCCUUUUGGCGAGGCAGUGGUGUGAUUUUUGGCAGAAGAGGAUCAGCCAUCAGGCAGAACUGUGUGGGGAGGAUGCAGCAGCAUAGGAAUAAUUACUAUAUUUUUUGGUUGGAGUAAUCCUUUAACAUAUCACAGUGUGGCUAUUUUUAGUUAUCAUACCAAAGUGAACAUUUUCAGCUUUUGUGACAUUUGCUGUUCCUUUUCUUUAAGAAACAAAGAAAUUGUGAUCUACCUCUUAAAUCAAGGAGCUGAUGUCAACCUGCGUGCCAAAAAUGGGUACACGGCAUUUGACCUUGUGACACUACUAAAUGAUCCAGGUUUGCAUUUCUUUACUUAAUAUUACCUAUUCAGCAUAAACUCCUUCCUUCUGUAACCGCUGAUGGUUCCCCUAUUUACCAUAGAACAUCUUAAAGCAUGUCAAACUCAAAGGCUAGCACGGACCACAUAAACAAGUUUUAAGUUUAUGUGGUCCACAAAAAAAUACAUUUUCAUAGAAACGUUGUUUUGAAAAGUACAGUAUUAAAACUACUAAAUCCCAGUCUCCCCCUUGAUACUAAAUCCCAGCCCCUUCCCUCCCUCCCCCCACUAAAUCCCACAAGACCAUCUACUAAACCCCAGCCCUUGUUUAGAAAAAAAAUCAAAACAAUAUUAGCCAACAAGCAGACUCCACUCAUAUUGCCGCUGCCAGUAUGCAGCCUCUGUUAUACCCCCAAUGGCGCCUUCCACACCUUGUGCCAAAGCGGAUCCUCCCGCUACUCCUUGAAAACCUGUGAUGGUGGAGCAUGUCAGGUUGUGACGUGGCGUUGCAUGCCUCCAGGUCCUCCACUGUCCAGCCGCGACCAUCGCAACACUGACCAACACACACUGACUGACACACUCACUCUCUGAAGGACAUACUCACUCUCUGAAGGACACACACACACUAACUGACAGACACACGCAGUGAUGGGCACACACAUUCCACAUUCUUGCACACCCCAACAUCAUUUUCUUUAUUGCUCCCUACCUUUGGGAGCUGGUGUGGGUCCUCUCCCUGGGAUCCAUUGGGGAUCUUCUCUUGGGAGCUCAGUCUUCCUGCUCCCUCACACGCGCAGUUUAGUGAUGCCGUGUGCCGGAAUUACGCCAUAUUCUGGCACACAGCAUCACUACAGAGAGCGCGCGCAAGGGAGCAGUGAGGAGCAGGAAGACUGAGCUCCCUCGCUGCCGCCAGGUACCUCUCUUCCCGGCUGGGUACAUUUUUAGCAGAGUAGGCACCUGCAAUGUAAGGAGAGCAGGUGCCUACUCUGCCUUAGUAAGCAUGGCGAACUUGCGGCUCGCUGGGCCGCAAAGGUAUUCACUGUGGGCCGCGAGUUUGACAUGCUUGUUUUAAAGUAUAGAAUUUGGCAGGGAUAACCGUACAGAUAUCUUAGCCAUAAUAUUAUAUAGUUAGUAAGUGUUCCUCUAUUUAAAAUAUAUAAAUAAUUGAGAAUACAAUAUAAAAUUAUUGGAAGCAAUAAAGAUUUUUGUCUUUUUAAAUAUUUUAUUAAAUAUAAAUAUAGACAUAUAAAACCUUAAUAAUCUAUUAAAAUAAUUUCUAGCAGAGUUUGUAAGAUUAAAGUACAUGCUUGCAAUAUCCGUAAAAUAGAAUAACAUACCCUCUUGAACAUGUCAACCUCUCAGUCAUGAUAAAAUGGAGCAGCGUCCCUGCAUAAAGAAUUCUCUCCUCUGUGUCCUAAUAUUAAUAGGUUCACAUAAUUAUACCCUAGAUUUUCAAUGGGGUCAUGUUAGGACCUGCCUUAACUUGGCAAGGCCAUAACUUGGUCAUUUCAUGUGGGAAUAUCUAUCUUUAGACUAAAACUUAAAGGGUACACCUGAAUUGGUGAAUUCCACUAACCUAGGACAAUAUGGCAUCCUAAAGUCUGAACACCAUAUUCACUGAUUAUGGGUAGGAGGUCAUUUAUUAAAGAAACAUUGUAUGAUAAACAAUAUGUUAAAUUUCUAACGACUUGUCAGUUUGCAAAAUCUCUUAAAGACAAAAUACACAGAUUAAGAACUACAGCAUUUCAUUUGAAGCAUUUGCCCAUAACACUCCUUUUGGCCACUCUCCAUUAUAUAAAUGUGGCAGUGUGUGGACUGGAGUUGUUUUCUUCACACAAAAGAAUAUAUGUAUUUUUAUUUUAUUUUAUUUUUUCCAUUUCUCAUGAUGAUUCUUUGCCAUUUCAAAUGAGUAUACAUUUUAUAAUAUAGUAAAUGUAAAAAUACAGUUUGGCUUGAUUUACAAGCAAACAUUUCAUUUAAAAUAAACUUUUGACAAGUUAUUAUUUGAACGUGACCAUCUAUAAAAUAUAAUAUAUAAUUUAAUAAGUGAAGUAAAAAUAGAAAAAAAAAUCUAUCUAUAAUUUUUUACUUUUAUUUUGUUACUUCCAGUUACAUUUAGCUCCUGAAACUAGUGCUGUUUACAUAGUUACAUAGCUGAAAAGAGACUUGUGUCCAUCAAGUUCAGCCUUCCUCACAUUUGUUUUUUGCUGUUGAUCCAAAAGAAGGCAAAAGUAUUGUUUUUUUUGAAUACUGUGGUAUGCUGGAUGUAUUGUAGGACCAGAGUCAAUGUGCACCCCUUCUCAGUACUGAUUUCACAGACUCUCUGCAUCUUCCCGACUGGAUGAUGCAGUGUUACUAAACAUGUUAUGUGCAGAAGGUAACAGUAUUUCUUUACAUUUUUUAUUCCUAGCGCUUUAGCUCCAUUGUGCGCCCAUCCUCGUUCGCGCCCCCCCAAUUUACCCUUCCUGUACUUACCCGAUUCCUGCGCCGAUUUCUCUCUUGGCGCGGAGUCGACGCUCCACCUUCACAGGAAGGGGUUGCAGGCACUAAUGUGCAUGCACAGCAAGAGCAUUAGGCCCUCCCCACAUUCCUGCAAAGAGUGAGGACGUCCAGCCUCAGACGACUUUUGGUGCCUGAUUGACAACCACUAGAGUCAGUCUUAACCCUACAAUGUAAUUAUUGUAGUUUAUUAGAAACUGCAAUAAUUAAUAUUGUAAGUUUAAGGGGACAGGGUCACUGCAUCCAGACCACUGCAAUGAGCUGAAGUGGUCUGGGUACCUAUUGUGUCAUUUUAAGAACACUGCUUGAAUCUAAAAAAAAAGGCUGAAUAAUACGCAAUAAUGUUUCACAUUUUUAUAAUACUGAAUGGUUUCAUUGCUUUAUAAGAGAUUAUUUAAAUAAGUAUAAUAAAAUGUAUUUUGUCUGAGCUUUAUAAUUCAAAUGAUCAAAUUAGAGCUGUAAAUCAAAUCCUAAAGUAGUGUUAGUUUAGAAGACUUCAGAGAUUCUAACCAGAUCUGCGUUCUUUUAGUAAAGCUGUUUGCUGGCUGCCAUGCUUACAAUUUUAUUUAUUUUUUUAUUUAUUUUUAGCAUUUUUAGGAAUAAAACCGCUACUGGAUGCUGCUCUACAUAGCCCAUAAACUCCUGCUAGGUAGUGGCCUGUGAGACAUACUCAUUUUGCCUAUGGCAGGCAGGGAUUGGAAAAAGAUGUUUCAGUCACUCUGGUCUAGAAGGGGCUUAUCUCAAAAAGCUAAUUUCAAAAUCUCUUACUUAAAUGUAAUGUACAUAGAUAAGAAUAUUUGAUUAUUAAAAAAAAUCUUUAAUAGUUAUUCUUAAAGGAACACAAAUGUGUAUUCUGUGUUCUCUUUAAUCUUUUCUCCAACGCCGCUGUGCUCUCUCUGCGGCUGGUCACGUCUGCAUGGCUGAGGUCAUCAGGAUCAAUGAUCUCAGCUUAUCCAAUUCUUUCCCAUAGGAAACCAUUGGGAGGUUAGUGCACGCACAGCAAUGCACCGUACUGUUCCAACCUGAUGGUCUCUAUAAGAUCAUCUAAUAGAAAGUUUUACUUUUACCGUUCAGAUCGACACUCACUAGAGGCAUUUAAAUCAUGCACUGCAAUCCUUGUUGUUCCUGCAAAACUGCAAUGUUUGCAGCGGCAUGCUUAAAUCUACAGGGACCUGGCUUCUAGACCAUGACUCAUAGAAGUCAGUGUUCAGUGCAGAAUAUGAUAUAAAAGCCAAGAAAUGAAAUAUAAAUAAUAUUAAUAAUAAAAAAUAUUAAAAUAAGCAAAAAGCCUGAGCUUAAUUUACAUACUAGUUUUCCUGGCACUAUAGUGUCCUGAGGGUGCCCCCAACCUUUUACCUUUCUCCAGCGCCAGGCAGGGAGCUCUCCUCCUCCUCCUCUUCUCCUCCAUAGCGACGUCAUCGGCUGAAUGCGCAUGCGCGGCAGGAGCCGCGCGCAUUCAGCCAGUUGAUAGGAAAGCAUUGUAAAUUGAUUGAUUUUCACAGUGAGAAGCACGCAAGUGCCUCUAGCGGCUGUCAAGAGACCGCCACUAGAGGCUGGAUUAACCAUAUUAUAAACAUAGCAGUUUCUCUGAAACUGCUAUGUUUAUAUAUAUAUAUAUAUAUAUAUAUAUAUAUAUAUAUAUAUAUAUAUAUAUAUAUAUAUAUAUAUAUAUAUAUAUAUUAAAAAAAAGGUUAAUCCUAGAUGGACCUGGCACCCAGACCACUUUGUUAAGCUGAAGUGGUCUGGGUGCCUAUAGUGGUCCUUUAAUGUUUUUAGAAAUGUGACAAUGCUGAACUGUAAUUUAGUGUAAAGAUAUAUUGUCUGACCUGAUAGCUGUCCUGUUUCUUUAAGUAUUUAUGUGUAAGCAGAUCUCUAUUCUUUUCCCCCAUGGAGAUAGUACUUCUUUUCCUUACAAGUCCUGGAAAUGCAUGUUAAUAGUUCAUGCUUUUGAAUAUUCAUUGAUUCCUGUGUAACUCUGCUAACUCAAGUGUUGAUGUGAAUUUGUGGUCAGAGGGAAUGUAUAUUGCAUUUAUUGUAAUGCAGAUAGGAACACUGUGACCAUCUUAGCUGGGAAGUGUAGUCAAUGGCAUGCUCAUUGGCGUUGCAUACAUUUCUGGAGUUAAACAUUAUACUUAGUUUUUAUAGAAACACUUUUAUAUAUCAUGUCUAUUUUGUGUUCUGUUACGGCAGAUAUAGAGCUUGUUCGACUCUUGGCAUCUGUAUGUUUAGAGGUGGAGAAGGAGAAGUCAAAGCAGAAGAAUAAAAGUCCGUUGCUCAUUUCCAAGAGCAAGCAAUCUUUCAAUAUCCCUGGGCCAACUGAAGACACUGCAGGGUUAAAGGUACAGCACUUUCUCAGGCUUUCAUUGAUUUAUCAUGUCUUAUGUAUUGCUAUUAUCCAAUAAAUAAUAGAUAGUCAUACAGACAAAUAUAUAUAUAUAUAUCACACACACACAAUUAAACUAUAUGCUUGCAAUAUCAAUAAUAUACCCUCUUGAACAUGUCAACAUAUCCAUUAUAAUAUGGAGCGACAGUGUCUCCGUCUCCAAAUCUCUCCUCUGUCCAUUAACAUUUAAAAAACAUUUGAAAAACAAUAUGUUCCAUUUGUAACACCUUGUCAGUUUGCAAUAUCUCAUAUAGACAAAAUACACAGUUUAAGAAAUACAACAUUUCAUUCUAAAACUUGUAAUAUUUGCAUUUGCCCAUAAAAACAUACUGACACAAAUGGAGUAGAGAACCCUGCUGGUGAACUUUAGUCUAACAUUUAUCACUGUGUUCUCUUCAGUAAUGGCCAUGUUUUAAUUUGAAAGAGGAUAAAUAUUUUAAAACCUGUGACAGGCUUCUGUAUCCUUUUUUUUUGUUUGUUUUCUGUUAUGUUUUAAGGCUCUUAAUGGUACUCUCCUAGUCAGUCAUUUUUUUUUUAAAAAUGAAUUUCAAUGUGGAUUUAUAACAACAGACUGCCUGGCAACAUUUUAAACCAUACAUAGCUUUUGUCAAAUAUAUACUUAGUUACAUGCUUAAUUACAUUGCAUGCAAUAAGUAAUGUAGGGAAAAAAACAAAUAUUAACCCCUUCAGGGUUAAAGUGAUAAAGAAUUAAAAAUGAGCGGUGGAUGGGGCCCUAAAUGACAAUAGGGGGAUGACCUAUUGUCCCAACUCAUGAGCGGCGGGUGGGGGCCCUAAAUGACAGUGGGGGGACCUAUUGUCUCCCUCCCCAACCCAUGAAAAGGUCACUAAAUGAUAAUAGGGUGGGAUCUAUUCCUUCUUUUGGGGGCAGCGGGGGGGGGGUAUCACCAGGGGGAAUAAUUUUAUAUUUAGCGCCCUCCACGUCGCCCGUGGGUGGGGGCGGGGGAAUAUAGGUUCUCCCCCCCCCAUUGUUAUUAAGGGCCCCCACCUGCCACAGACUGCUCACUGUGUGGUAGACAUGCCCCUACUCACGGCAUAGUGAGUAGGGGCAUUUGGGAGAUUUCACUCUCCCAUAUGCUAAUAUGGAGGUCAUAUUAACCCCAUAGAGUGAGGGAGGACAUGGGGGUCUUAGGAAGUGGUGGGGAGCACACUGUAUUUUUACAUAUUACAAGGAGGGAGCUGUGAGCCAGUAUCUCCCUCCUUGUAAUAAGCAAAACAAACACCGACAUUCGGUCUUUGUUCGUUUGUGUGAAAUUUAUUUUCAUUCAUUCGUCUUUCUGACAAAUGAAUAGACAAAAUUCCUGUCCGAAUUUUGGACAAUAGCAAAUGCCCAUUGUUUAACUGGGUAUGCACUGGAAUUUCAUAGCGCUAUCUAGAGUGGGCAGAUGACGUUUCCGACAGAGCCUUCAUCUGCCCACACAAAGAUGGCAGCAUCCAGGGACUAGGUUCGGGCACAAAAUAAAGUUGAAGAAAAAAAGGGAAUAUAGGGGGGCCUAGGAGCAUUUGGGUGUGACUUGGGUGCAGUUUGAUGUAGUAGAGUUGGGAGGGGGGGUUAAAAAAAAAUCUGAAUGUAGCCAUGACCGUGUCGCUUUAAGCUAAACUGAAGACAGGCAAUUUCUAAGUGUUAGCCUUGCAAAAACUUCUCAUGGAGCUGCAUUGGGAAGACUGCGAUUGGACAGCAACAGAAAGUCUAGGUUGGAUUAGAAGGGGGGGCUUGGAAGGGUUUAAGACGGGACCUGUAGCAAGAUGUUUUUAGAUAUACCCCAAAAAGCAUAAUUAAACACAUGCAUUCAUUUGGUGAAUAUCUACUAAACAGUAAUAUUUCAUAUUUGGACAGUGGAGUGUCCCCUUUUUCUCUGAUUUAGUUAUUGUUUUCUUUUUCUUUACACUUUUCAGUCAUGGUGGAACAGAAUGUCAAACCGUUUCCGCAAGCUGAAACUAACUCAGACUUUGAGACAUGGGUUCUCUACCAAUCGGCUUGUACCUUUUUCAGAAAAUCCUAGCGUAUCCCUGGACUCUGCACUAAAAUGUUCUCCACACACCGACACUGCCAACCCACGAAGAACAGAGGCUUUUACAGCUUGGACUAAUACCAGCAAAGACAGUGGUAGGUGUACCGAACAAGACACAUGUUAUAUUUCUGUGUAGUUGUGAAUUAUUACACUUUCGGUCAUUUUAGGAUUCUAUAGUGUAUUAAUUCUAUUAGAAAUAGUGUUAUAGUACUUACCUUCCUCCCUUGUCUUGAUGUCAUGCAGUCAUCAGGACCACAUUUGCUUACAUUCUCAAUCUAUCCCAUGUGAUGAAUUCAGAACUGAAUUCAACUCAAUUUAUGCCAAUAGUAUCACAAAACAAACAGAAUGAACUAUCUGAGCACCACUAACAUCCAUGUAAUAUAUAUACACUGUGUUACAUCAGUGCUAUAAAAUUACAACCGUUAAGCUAAAGGUCUGGCUAGUUCAUUCACGCAGUCCUAGGAGCAUAAAGAAGAUAUCGCGUGAACUCAUACCAUCACCAACACACACAAAAACUUACUUGCACAAGAAGUGUGCCUUCAGUUAAUACACAAAGCUCUUACUAGCGGCUUUGUGACUGAAAUUCUGACCAAUUUGAGACUUUGCGACUUUAGCUGAAACAAGUAAUAUGUAUUUGGAUUAGGAGCAACAGACAGUCCUCAGUCCUUGCAGUCAAUAUUCUCUGGUCAUAUUCUUCUUUUAAGGCUCUGAGCAUCAUUUUCCUGAGUGUUUCAUUGGGCUCAACUCUGAUCUAAAUCUAGGUAUUGACCUAUGGAUACCAAACCAAAAGAAGGAUGUGAAAGUUAGUUAACACAUAAGACUUUCACCUUGAUAUCUGGAUAACAACAAAGCAUUUUCUGAGUUUUUGUAGUUGCAUAGGGUUCACCAAAGUGAGAAAUUCAAAAUUAAAUUGAAAUGUAAGACCAUAAUAGUCAAACUGAAAAAAGAAAACCGCUAUGCUUUCAGUUAAGCUAUUUUAGACUUGUGUUAGAAAUUCACUUUGAAUACAUUUGCUUAUGAAUAACCCUGGCAAUGUUUUUAAAUCUGUACUUUUUGUGUGAGAAAACGCAUGAGGUUCUAUUGGGAAUGAUCGGGAAUGAAUUGAUAGAUUCCAAUGUUUGCUUGCGAAGUCCUCUGCAUGCCUAUUUAGGACCUACCCUAUGCUGCUUGCAGCAACAUAGAAGCAUCCAUUCGCUGGUCAGAUUUGCUAUAUUUCAAUCAGUGUGCUUGCAGGUGACCAAGCGUCUGAGAAAUCUCCCCUGCAGGAAGCUAAUCUGACAUUGUAUUUAGCUGCAAUAUAAAUACAAAUGAAAUGGUUCUAAGAUCACUGCCUUCAAAACGACACCCUUUGGAGUGCUACAUUCCUUAAUUAAAUGGAACAUAUUGGAACUCCUCCAUAAUGCAUUUUACAUAAUAAACCAAGUGUUUACUUUUGCUAAAUUCUGGUGCUUAUGUGCUAAAUUAAUUUAAGUACUUGUUAAAUCUCCCUUCCUUAGUAUGCUGCAUUGUAAUAUGAUUUUGUUUAUAUUUCAGGAAUAACAACAACAAAGGUUGAAAAUGAUGAUUUGCUGCUAACUACAAUGGUAGGGAUUUUACAAUUAAUAUAGGGUGGAAGUCUGCAGAACCGGGUUCCAAAGAUUUAAAUAAAAUUCCCUUACUAUGUAUGCCUCUUGCCAGCAAUAUAUCAUUGUGAAAAUGAUCAUUAAAGGACAAUAUUCCAUUAAUUGUUAAAAACCGUUUGUAAGUUAAAAAUCAUUGAGAAUCUUAACACUUUAUUUUAUUAGACUGGGUAAUAACUGGUUGUGUAAAGAAAUACAUCAUAUUGUGUACCUUUUUGACCUUUUUUUUUUUUUUUUUUCUGCAAAACUUUUGUAAUUAGGAUAUCAUGUCAUAGCAUGUCAAACUCAAAGGCUAACGCGGGCCAAAUAAACAAGGCUUAAGUUUGUGGGCAACAAAAAAAAAAAAAAAGAGUUUGACCUAGACCAACACAAACUAAAAUUACUUGUAUCAUUCUCAUGCAAACAACAUCUACAAGCAAAAAAAAUCUAAACCACAUUUUUAAAAUUUAAUUACGAAAACCCAUGAUUAUCUUACUUGGUGCAGCAAAAAGAUGAUGUGCCUUGCUCUAUAGUAUCUGUCUUCUAAAUUUAUUUUAUUACCUAUUAAUUGACUUCAGUGUUUCCAUAUUUUUCCUGCAUUGGGCUCACUUUAUUAUUUCAUUUUACAGUGUAUUUGUAGAACAUUGCUUACACUGCCUCCCUUCUAAUAAACAGCUUGCUCAUUAAAGAAAGUUUUCAUUCAAUCCUACCUGAUUGGCUUUUUAUUCUCGUAGUUAAAGAAUGGAGCGCCAUUUGCCAAGCUUCCUAAUGACAAACUGAAGGCUGUAAUCCCUCCAUUCCUGCCUCCAUCCAAUUUCGAACUGUGGAAUUCUGACCGCUCCAGGGUUAGUAAAGAUGGAAAAAUGGAACAGACCAGAGCUUCAAUGCCAUCAAGGCUUUCAAAGCCCAGCUUUAACGCUAGUGUGAAUUCUGACGUAAGUUAUGUUUUCUUUUCUCAUCACAUUUUUUCACAGUAUCAAAAUGGAUUCAGGUUGCAGUAUUUAUACAGUUCUGGUAGUAAAUGAAAUACAUGACACCGUUGAAAAGGACAUAGUUCCCUGACCCACUUUUAAUAUGUAUACAUAUAUCCAACAUGGGCUUGGCACUCACAUUCCUGUCCUGUUCUUGCCUCAGUGCUAUUUUGAGCCCCAAUAAAACGUCCCAGAGAAAUGCACUCAGAGGGCUCGUAGUCUUGUGCAAUAUAUCCUUUAUUUGUGCAAAGGUACAGUCAACGUUUCAGUCCGACUUGAAAAAAGUACAAGUCGAACUGAAACGUUGACUGUACCUUUGCACAAAUAAAGGAUAUAAUGCACAAGACUACAAGCCCUCUGAGUGCAUACAUACAUGCAUACAAAUGGUGCUUAUGCUCAUUCAUGCUCUCCCUGAACAAGCCUGAAUUACUGCUUACAGCCAUUUAUUGAGCAUACUCCACAGUAAACUAUUACCUGAUUACCUGUCAUUCAUUAAAAUGAGAAUACUUAAUGUACAGAACAUUACAUUUUAUCUAUACAUUGUGCUAGCAGAUUUGCUAGUAAAUGUAUAGGUUAGUAGAAAAACCUACUUGAAAAUGUCUUUUUUCCACCUGUCAAUCAAUCGGCUUAAAGUAUAACCGUAUUUAGAAUUGGCAUAAUAUGUUAAUUACCAUAGCUUCUAUGUUGUAUGAAUUGGCACCAGCAACACCCUUCUAAGUAUGUAUGUUCAGGUGAGUGCAGCCCUUUCUAGUACAAAUUCAUCCCCAUAUUAUAAUAUUGUACGUGUGUAUAAACAUAUACACACUUCUUAUAGUGACUGGUUUUAUUUAAAGAUUGUGCAAGGGUUAAGUCUUAUAAAGUGAUCCAUUAUUUUGUAACAUACAGUAUGGAUACGUCUUCUUACCUAUUUGCAGCCUAUUGGCAGCCUAUUGGCUAUUGGCUGUAUAUGAAAGGUGAUCCAGUGUUAGCACCAACCACAUGCAGAUAUAUGUGUACAUUGGGGGGAUGUAAUUCUCUGUUUGUGGCAUAUUGAGGAUUAUUUGUACAUACCAGUUAUCGCACAAAGUUGUGAAAGUGGAGCAAUCAUUCAUUCAGUUUUCAUAGUGGCUGCUUCAUACUUUUUUUCUACAUAAUCACAGACGUUUCUUUGUGUCCAUUCCAUUUACAGACCUUCAUUCAACACUGUGUUAGACUGAACUUCUUUUUCUAGUAAUAAUCUAUUAUCUCCCAAUUAUGGCAGACAUCUGUCAGUCGACUACAAAGAACUGCAAAGUUCCCAAGUCUGCCGAGGAGUCCUUCAAAUUCUGGAAACUUCAACCAUUCUCCUCAUUCAUCUGUUGGUGGCAACACUGUCUCAGGUAUUCUUCAGAAAUAAACACACUAGGGGAGAUGAAUUUAAAUAAAUGUUGCCAACACUUUUCUGUCUAAUGUUGGAUCCAUUUAUUGCUUAUUUUGUGCCAUUCAACCAUAUAAUUUUUUUUUUUUUUUUUGCAUAUGUGCCAAUUUUUCACCACAGCAACAGCUUUAUGAAUAUUAUUGCCUCUUUUUAAAAGCGGUGGAUUUUCUCUUCCACUAUAUAUUUUGCUAUGAAGUAAACUGUCACUUUUUAGAUUGCUUUAAUAAAUAUGAUCAAAAUAAUUACACAAUUUAAACGGCCACUUUUCAGACGACUUUGAAAAAUAUCUUCCUUUCUCUGGGAUAAGCAAUUCAUAAAUAAUUGUAUAAAUUAAAUGAAAAAUAAUGGGAGACUAUUUUCCUUUUAUAUAACAGUUGUUCAUUUGUGCUUGAAAGGGAACCGCAGCACAUUAUAUUAACAGAUGCCAUUUAUUUAUUAUAGAUUAUAUAAUAACUAUUUCCUAAGUUUUGUCAUGUCAUAUUCACAAAGUGUUGGGAGUCAAUUAACCAUGCAACUUUGCUGCUGCACUAACCCUGACCCUGAUGUCUUAGGAGGAAGCACUACAUAUUACUCUGUAUAUCGUGCACACUACAGAAGUUCACACCAUUCAAGUCCAUGCUUCCUGUGAUGAGCUGUGUGACAAAGGCAGAGUUGCAGGAGCUCUCCAUGUACAGUUCAUCUCCACUGACAAAACCACAAAAGCAACUCUGUCAAACUGACAGUAAUUGCAUAUCAAAUUAUGAAGAAGUUCCACUCCUCUGACUCAUAUAAAUGUUUUUUUAUAUUUAGCAGAAUAUUAUGGUCACCUUUAAUAAAGGCACUUUCAAAAACUAGGAAAAUAGCUUGAUUUAGAUAAAAAUUGCUCAUCGUACCUCUUUAGCACUCCCUUCAGUUGUAGGAAAUAUUUACAUUUUAUUAGAAUCUUCUAAAAAAAUAUGUUAUUGGUUCUGUGAUUAUAAGGGUAGCUUGCGUUUAAAAUGUUUGUAUUAUGGUAUAGAUAGCAAUAUGACUAUUCUAUAUAGUGUCGUUAGAACUUGUGUUUGCCAAUAGUUGAAUGCUCAGAUUGAGUAAAUGUUAGUAGUGUUUGUGGUAUUGAAAUUUUUCUUUUUGUUCUUUCUUUAAGGUGGCAGUGCAGAUAAUGUUUUGUCUCAAAUAGCAGCCCAUCGGAAAAAGGCAGCAAGUUUAUCUGAGCAGAAAACAACUCAACCACAAAGCCCAGGCAAUACAGUGUGUGGGUCCUCUGUCCCAGAGCAGCAGAAUGUCACACUGACAGCUAGCACACAUUUACCAAAGGUAACAAAGUAUUUUGUGCUCCAUUGGCAUCUCUGAAGUCAAUCAGUUUGUCACAUUCUUGGAUUGCUACUUGCAUUAAAUUCCUGUGUGUGAAAAAGUUAUUGUUGAGACUGACUUUGAACACUCUUCUCUUUGAGUUAGAACACUGCAUGUGACCUUUGUCUUGAACCAAGUUUAACCAGUAUCUAAGCCAUUGCAGUAUUGGCGAUCCCUGUCAUGUAAUUGUUAACCGCAGUAAUAUCGGAUUACUUUGAUAAUUAUUCUUGAGUUUUGCUUCUCUGCAGAAAGUUGACAUUUUAAAACGUCCUCCUUCUGGAACAUCCUCUAACUCUAAAAGCACUUCUCCAACACUGACACCAUCUCCAUCACCCACCCCAAAGGGCUGUCUCGCUGAGUCCUCUUUGUCGUCUUCCUCUUCUCACAAGCAGUCCAAAAGCAGUGGAGGUUCUAGCAGCGGAACUAUAACAGAUGAAGGUGAGCUCUCUAAAUCUUCACAUUGUCACUUGAAACUUUGCUUGCUGUUGCUUUAAAGUUCUUAUGCCCCCCUUAAUACAGUCCAAAAUUUGCAUUAAAAAGUAGCAUAUACAUUAUGUGAAUUCUUUCAAGGCACGGCUGAGUCCUAGUGUAUAUCAUACUUGGAUUAUAGAAAAGGAAAGAAAAAAAGAGAGAGAAAAUUGGAGCCUACUAUUGACUGGUACCUCUGUAUGGGGGGUAACCCCUUAGUUGAGUGAGCUAUUAAAGAGAAGAAGGAAUUGGAGGUAACAGUACUAAAGCAAUAAAGACACAGGGGAAUAUCAGUAAUGGUGGUAAAAUAAUUAAAUAAAUGGAUAAAACGUCACUUUUAAUCUAUGAAUUUUAAAAUGUUUCCAAAUAUAGGGGCUAGAUAUGUAUCUAACUAAACCAACACACACACAAAAAAUAAAAAUAAAUAGAAUAAAUAAACUGAAAAAUAGGGGACGAAAUGGGGAAACAUAUAUCUUAAAAACCUGUUAGAAUGAACGGCACCAAAAUAAUAAAGUGUCACUUCCAAUGUGUAAUUAUGGUAAUGGUAGUGUAUAUCAUGUUUAAAAUCUUUAUAAUGUUAUGUGAUCUAUAUCAAGCUUGUAAGGCUUUGUUUCAUAUGCAUCUGUUUGUUCUUACUUUUAUAUUUUGCAGAUGAGCUGUCUGCUAUCCUUAAAAAAUUGUCACUGGAGAAGUACCAGCCGAUUUUUGAAGAACAAGAGGUAAUACAUGCAAUAAUACCACUCUUUACUCCUGAAAGGAUUACAAUUAAAUCAUGCUACUUGAGGCCUGCUGCUAUUGUGAAACAUGUCAUUGUAGAAAACAUUUUUUAGAUCCAUAAAUGAGAAAAAGAAAGUAAAACAAGGAUUAGUUAGAUUAAAAACAAACUAAGUAAGGUAUGUAGAAGAGAAUAAAGGUCUAGCUGACUGCCUCAAUUAAUAUUUUUGUUCAGUAUUUACAGAUGAAAAUGAAGGAAAGGGGCCUCAGUUAGGAAAAAGGACAAACUAGUCAUUUGUUACAUGUGAAUUUACAGAGGAAGAGGUUCUAUUUCAACUGUCAAAAUUAAAGACAAAUAAGUCAGUGGGACCUGAUGGAAUACACCCAAAGUUAUUAAAAGAGCUUAGCGGUGUACAAGCAAAACCAUUAACUGAUUUAUUUAACCAAUCAUUAACAGGAGUAGUCCCAGAAGAUUGGAAGUUAGCGAAUGUUGUGCCCAUUCACAAGAAUGGUAGUAGGGAGGAGUUGGGCAACUAUAGGCCAGUAAGCCUUACUUCAGUAGUGGGGAAAGUAAUGGAAACCAUGUUAAAGGAUAGGAUUGUUGAACAUCUAAAAUCACAUGGAUUUCAAGAUCAGAGACAACAUGGGUUUACUUCAGGGAGAUCAUGCCAAACUAAUCUUUAUUGAUUUUUUUUGAUUGGGUAACUAAAAUAAUAGAUCAGGGUGGUGCAGUAGACAUUGCUUACCUAGAUUUCAUUAUGGGUUUUGGCACUGUCCCACGUAGAAGGCUUAUCAAUAAACUGCAAUCUUUAUGUUUGGAUUCCAAUAUUGUUGAAUGGGUAAGGCAGUGGCUGAGUGACAGGCAACAGAGGGUUGUAGUCAAUGGAGUAUAUUCGAAGCAUGGGCUUGUCACCAGUGGGGUACCUCAGGUAUCUGUACUUGGACCCAUUCUCUUUAAUAUUUUUAUUAGUGAUAUUGCAGAAGAUCUUGAUGGUAAGGUAUGUCUUUUUGCUGAUGAUACUAAGAUAUGUAACAGGGUUGAUAUUCCAGGAGGGAUAAGCCAAAUGGCAAAUGAUUUAGGUAAACUAAAAAAAUGGUCAGAGUUGUGGCAACUGACAUUUAGUGUGGAUAAGUGCAAGAUAAUGCAUCUUGGACGUAAAAACCCAAGGGCAGAGUACAGAAUAUUUGAGUCCUAACCUCAACAUCUGAGGAAAGGGAUUUAGGGGUGAUUUAUUUCUGAUGACUUAAAGGACCACUAUAGUGCCAGGAAAACAUACUCGUUUUCCUGGCACUAUAGUGCCCUCAGGGUGCCCCCACCCUCAGGGUCCCCCUCCCGCCCGGCUCUGGAAGGGGGAAAGGGGUAAAAACCUACCUUUUUCCAGCGCUGGGCGGGGAGCUCUCUGCCUCCUUUCCUCCUCCGAUCCGCCCCGUCGGCUGAAUGUGCACGCGCGGCAAGAGCUGCGUGCGCAUUCAGCCGGUCGCAUAGGAAAGCAUUCAUAAUGCUUUCCUAUGGACGCUUGCGUGCUCUCACUGUGAUUUUCACAGUGAGAAUCACGCAAGCGCCUCUAGCGGCUGUCAAUGAGACAGCCACUAGAGGAUUUGGAGGAAGGCUUAACCCAUUGAUAAACAUAGCAGUUUCUCUGAAACUGCUAUGUUUAUAAAAAAAAAAAUGGGUUAACCCUAGAAGGACCUGGCACCCAGACCACUUCAUUAAGCUGAAGUGGUCUGGGUGCCUAGAGUGGUCCUUUUAAAGGUAGGCAGACAAUGUAAUAGAGCAGCAGGAAAUGCUAGCAGAAUGCUUGGUUGUAUAGGGAGAGGUGUUAGCAGUAGAAAGAGGGAAGUGCUCAUGCCAUUGUACAGAACACUGGUGAGACCUCACUUGUAGUAUUGUAUGCAGUACUGGAGACCGUAUCUCCAGAACGAUAUUGAUACUUUAGAGAGAGUUCAGAGAAGGGCUACUAAACUGGUUCAUGGAUUGCAGGAUAAAACUUACAAGGAAAGGUUAAAGGAACUCAACAUGUAUAGCUUGGAGGAAAGACGAGACAGGGGGAUAUGAUUCCCUUUAUGUAUUUAAAAUGAUAGAAACAUUUUAAAUUCAUAAAGGGAAUCAACACAGCAAAGGAGGAGACUAUAUUUUUAAAGAAGAAAAACUACCACAACAAGAGGACAUAGUCUUAAAUUAGAGGGGCAAAUGUUUAAAAAUAAUAUCCGUAAGUAUUACUUUACUGAGAAAGUAGUGGAUGCAUGGAAUAGACUUCCAGCUGAAGUGGUAGGGGUUGUAAUGGAUCGCCUGGCAUCCCGACUGGGUACCUCCGUUAACAGAUGCUCCUAGUGCUUUCCGAGGGCUCCAAGCACUCCACUAGACACCAUAACCACUGCAGACCCCACGAACUGCCGCAGCUUGGUUGGGUCUCGCCAUCUUCCACCCACUCUGGACCCAAGACCAGGAUCCAGUUUCCAGUAGGUAGACCUCUCUUAAUCCAGAGAGCAGGAACAGGAACAAGCUCUUACAAGAUCCCCAGAGUGUAGGUAGUUCUCCAAUUCCCCAAACAUGAGCUGAAACUUCAUGAAGGGUAGAACAAGUCUGGAACUUUAUUGGUACAGGUUGGCUUAUAUACAAUUCCUCAGGCCAGAGGCACACCCCCUGGACCUGAUGGAGCACCGCAUUACAAACUGUACAGACCAAUAAGAACAGUAUAACAAUAUCCGACAUUCCCACAUACAUUAAACAAUCCCUCCGGGAUCCACUGUAUCAUCUGGCGCCAUUUUUAGUGGCACCAGACUGGCAGGUGAGCUUCAUGCAGAGCUCAGAGUGAGAUCGGCAUGCAGGUUUUUAAAUGGGAAUUUAAAUCCCCAUAGACCGUAAUGUAGUGUGAGCAGUAUGUCAGCACUAUCAGUGCUUUCUUACAUUCUGUUACAUGAUAUGGUGCUUGGGAGACUCCUCGAGUGUGAACAGACCAUGGAGGGUCACUCUCCAUACCCUAAUGCCUUUGUGAUUGGUGUUGGGCUUUGUCAGAUGCUAUUUUAAGUAUUAGAGAUAGGAGACUGUCUUACUGAAACUAGCCAGUAGAUAGUAGCAACCUACCACUCUGUUUUUUUUUUUGUUUUUUUUUAGAAUCCCUAUACGAAUAUCAGUAUUAUUAGAAGAGGGUACCCUUUGGGAUUAAAAUUUGGUUUAGAAUAAGUAUUAGGUUUUAUAUAAAAUGUAUGUUUAAGAUUAAUUUUCAAAUUAAUUGUAGUAUUUGGAUUAUGUUUUAGAUUAGAUUUUAGAUUAGGGUCAGCAAAGGAAUCUCUCUGCUGAACGCAGCAAGGGAAUUCCUCUGCUGAUAUCAGCAGAAGGAAUCCUUCAAACACUAUUGCUUUGCUAGGUUUACGAUUAAGGUUAUAAUUAGGGUUAGGUAUAAAAUUGUGGUAUGUGUUAUGAUUGGGGUGAGGUUUAUGAAUAGAUUUAGUUUUAGAUUGGGAUUUGUACAAAGAUGUACAUAUGGGACAUUGUACCCAGGAGAUGAUAAUUUUAUCUUAACGCACAAUACACAAAGAAAGAGCAACAAAAAUACAAUGGGGAUAUAAAAAUUAAUUUCGCAAACUUUGAAAAACAACAGUGACAAAAUGGCACCUCAAUAAAGCUCAAAAUAUAUCAUGUGAGAGUCCCCAUGGUGUCCACUUUUGCAAAAGGAAUGCAUUCAUGGUGUAAUUUAAAUAUGUGAGCAAUUCAAAUGCCCCAAAGACCAAUCUUAAAAUUUCCUUUCCCCUCCCCAGCCUUGUUUUUUCAUAAAACUUGACAGAGGUUUGCAAAGGGGGUCAUUCUGUACUCAAGAAAUACAGCUGAGCACAAUUUAGUGAUAUUUAUUACAAUAUCACAUAUCAAGUUUACAAAAUAAACAGCAAAAUUGCAAUGCAUGCGAUAAAAUGUUUUUGUAAUUGGUGCUAAAAUGGCUGUAUAAUAAGGAUCACAUAUAACCAUUUGACAUAUCCUGUGGCGUCUUUCACAGUUAGCAUGCAUUUAUGGGGGUAAUUUUAGCUAGUGAUAGACCGAUUAUUGGUUUGACCGAUAUUCCCGAUUUUGGCAAAUAUCGAUAUCGGCUACUAUUGAUACCUAUAUUGCCGAUAACGUGAGAGGCGGCAGUGGCCCAGCGCAUGCAGGGCCGGCGCAUCCAUAAGGCGGAACACACGGCCACAUUAGGGCGCACUGAGAGAGCACUUCCUGUGAAUCUGGCCGGGUACAGGAAACUGUAGUUUCUGUACCACGGUCUGCUCCACUUGGCAAUGCUACAAGAGAGCUAAUGAGGCACACCAGGGAGGAGAGAGAACCAUUAAGGGGUAAGGGACUCUAAAGGACAGGGAUGGAAGAGUUACACUAAGGGGGGGAGAGAGGGGGGAACACUAAGGGACAGGGAGGGGAGAGGUACACUAAGAGACAGGAAAGGGAACACUAAGGGACAGGGAUGGGAGGGAAGAGAUACACUAAAUGACGGAAGGGAGAGGAACACUAAAUAUUCUUGAAAACAAAAAAAUCUGACUGGCAUGUAUAUUUUUGUGCAUUUACUACUUAAUAAAAAAAGAUUUGCAAAAAUAAAUAAUAAACAUGUUCAUUUAACAGUAGAUUUGUGUAGAAAUUGUUUCUUUUUUCAAAAUGGUAAAUGUACAGAGUAUCGGUAAGUUAUCCGCUAUCGGCCUGAAAGUUCACAUAUUAUCGGUAUCGACUCUAAAAAAAUAAAUAAAUCGCUCGAUCCUUCAUUUUAACCCAUAAACUGCUACAAUGCCCCAAAUUGAGACAUAGACCCAUCAAAUUUGUCUAACUAAUUUCUAACUGUAAACAUUGAAAUGGUCUGGUCUUUUAAAUUGCAAUGUAGCUUCAUAGGAUAGUGACAAAGGUAUAGUUUUUAGAAGAUGAAGCUGAACAUGGUAUGGGGUUUUGUACAAGAGUAGUACACAUCAGGUUUCUAACCUACACAACUUGUUAUAUGUGUGUGUAAAAAAUCAGGAAAAAAAACAAAACACAAUUGUACUAUAAUAUUUAGUAGAGGUUGGCUCUUAAAUGGCUGCGUAAAAAGUGUCCGAAUACUCUUGGGUAAACAGACUGAUAUCUGCUUUAUAUAAAUAUAUACUUUUGUGUGGCAAUUUUAUUUUCUGCAAUGGCUCUUAAGCUUACAAGAUGAACACACCAAAUUCUAAAUUCAUUCCACAUUCAACUUUUUUGCUGCUUGUAUUUUGUGACCUGUAACUCCUAAAAUUAUACUGAAAUCCUAAACUUAUUCUAUACUAUGUAAAUCAGGACAAACAAAUGAAUACAUUUUUUUUCUGUAGUGUCAGGCACACAAACGUGUAUUCCUGACAAUAUGGUGUUUCACGAUCUAGGUCUCUGGCCCAUAAAUUGCAGCUCCACCACAUGUGGAGAUAAUCUGCCCCCUCACUAUCACAUCUCCAACAUGUAGAAUUAGAGUUAGGGGUAAACUUAUUCACUAACAAGGGAUCCAAGUACCAGAAAUUGAUCACUUUAUAUUGUUUUUCAAGUAUAUUAGUGCAAUGGAUAUUCCUGUUAUAAUUUUUUAUAGCCAAACGCCAGUCUUCCCAAUUUAUAUCUAUAUCAAGCCAUUUAUUCAAUUUCUCUAUUUUCUUAUAAACAUCUCCUUGUUCUAUAUAGGCUAUUAAAAGAUAAGCCAUUGACACAACUUUAGAGACUAAUUUCUCACAGAAUAUUUUUUUUCUUUUUUGAAAAUCUUGCAAAUGUAACAAUUGAUACUUCAAUAGCAUGGAUAACAUUGAUACUUCUAUCGUAAUGUCUAGUACAUGGUUCAUAUUCGUUAACAAAAUUACAUGCAAUCGACAUAGAAGGGAGGUAGGGAACAAGAAUAAUACUGGCAUUGACUUUCAGUUAGAAUCGCUAAUAGUUUAAGGUCUAGUAUUGUCUCCAGGUGAGUGUCGCUAUCUGUCUGUUUGACUGAUGCUCAUGAAGUUACACCAUGGUUCCCAGGUGGUCGUGUAUAUGUGGUAUUUGCCGGUUAGUGAGAAACUAAUUUCUUUCAUUGAUCUAAUGUUUUCUACUCUCUGUACCCAGUCCCUUAUGGUAGGUGGGGCUGCCUGUUUCCAGUGGAGGGGGAUGAGGAGGUUUGCUGCAGUGAGCAUAUGUAUGUCUAGGGUCCUAAUGGCCCUUGGUAUGGAGGAAGGCAGUAUAAGAAACAGGAAUGUUUCAGGUGUGUAGGGUAUGGUGGUUCCUAUUAUGAGGCAUAUGAGGUUGGAGAUCCGUGACCAGAACUUUUGGAUCACCGUGCAUGACCACCAGAUGUGGGUUGUGUCCCCAGUUGCUUCUAGGCAUCUCCAGCACUAAUCGGAUGUGCCUGGGAAUGCUUGCUUGAGUUUGGAUGGGGUGUAGUGGAUUCUUUUGGAAUCAAUUGAAAUGCCUCCACAAAAGUGAAUAUAUCACAUGGAGAAUAUGAGUUGUUUUGCCACCAGUCUCAGGCAGAGUUUAUGGUGAUGUUUUCCACACACAUGUACUCUAGUCGCUUGUGCACGCACCAAUGUGUUUAUGAAUGCUGGUAUCCAUAUAGAACAAUCUCUAUAUUUGUUUUUGCCUGAGUAAAGAAUUCUCCCACAUGCCUGGUUUUGUCAUUUUCGAUAUGGCAAAAUUUUGCAUGUGCCUUUUGCAAUUUCUAAGCUUCAUGAAGUCCUAAUCUUUCUCGGGUAUUUUAACGGUCCAUUGAUCACAAAUGCACAAACACAUUUAUCCACUUUUACGUAGCCACUGAUCUAAAUACCGAAAACCGACAAACAUUCUCACUGUCUAAUUCGAACUACUUCAAUUACCAUGUUAUUAACUAAUAACUUUGUUAUUUUGCAUAGGACCCCUGUGCAUUAUUGCAAAAAUAUAUAAAUAAAAAACUAAAAAGCAUCCGUGAUGGGUCCAUAUAAGAAUAUAUAGCAAUAGUUUUAUUUUUUUAUGUAUUUCUUGACGCUGUCUCUUUUCUUUAUCUGCUGGCAUCCUACUGUUUCUCUACAUCUUCUAUCCUCUUUGAAGAAGGCUUGGUAAGGAUCAUUCAACUUUUAUACUAAAUGAAGUCUCAUGGAAAAUGUUCUGUUAGAAGGCUUAGAUGUGGCUAAAAAUUAAAAAAAUCAGGGGACCAUACAUCCAAGAAAUUUGGUUAUAAGUCCACAAACCACACACUGCUACGGAUGAGGGUUAACUUGCCUCUCCCUGGAUGAUUAUUUAAGAUAAAUAGAUGCUGGUGACUCAGUGCACACUGAAUACUGUAUACACUUUGUGAGAGGGAAAUAUGCUAUGCUGAGGUUUCUGGGAUACAUGCCAGUACUUGCUUCAUUCCUAGCAUGUCUUCAGCUAGGAGGGGCAGUGUUUUUCAAAUUGAAACCCUAUUACUCUGUGGAAGGAUUAUAUUUUUACAUUUUGCUCUGAUGCAUUAUGUAUCAUAGGUCUGGAGUGCCCCUUUCAUGCCCUAACAUUUUCUGAGCUAGCAGGCCCCAUCUCUUGGCAAUUCAAUCAUGUGGACAAAAGUAAUUUCUAUAAAUGUUUUGCCUUUCAAUUAUUCCUUAUGUUUUUUUUCCCCCAGAAUCUACUUAUACAAAUUCUGAGCUGUGUAAGAAAUUUCCAUUGUGUAGCAUAUACAUGUACAAUAAUAUUAAAGGGACACUAUAGUCACCUGAACAACUUUAGCUUAAUGAAGCAGUUUUGGUGUAUAGAACAUGCCCCUGCAGCCUCACUGUUCAAUCCUCUGCCAUUUAGGAUUAAAUUCCUUUGUUUAUGAACCCUAGUCACACCUCCCUGCAUGUGACUUGCACAGCCUUCCAUAAAAACUUCCUGUAAAGAGAGCCCUAUUUAGGCUUUCUUUAUUGCAAGUUCUGUUUAAUUAAAACUUUCUUAUCCCCUGCUAUGUUAGCUUGCUGGUCCCUGCAAGAGCCCCCUGUAUGUGAUUAAAGUUCAAGUUAGAGAUUGAGAUACAAUUAUUUAAGGUAAAUUACAUCUUUUUGAAAGUGAAACCAGUUUUUUUUUUCUUCAAUGCAGGCUCUGUCAAUCAUAGCCAGGGGAGGUGUGGCUAGGGCUGCAUAAACAGAAACAAAGUGAUUUAACUCCUAAAUGACAGUGAAUUGAGCAGUGAAAUUGCAGGGGAAUGAUCUAUACACUAAAACUGCGUUUUUUUUUAGCUAAAGUAAUUUAGGUGACUAUAGUGUUCCUUUAAGUAAUCUGCCAUUUAUUUUCUAACAUUAGAUUUCACAGAUGAUAACAUAUUCAUUAACCUUACCCAUCAAAUUUGCACAAAUUCGGACCUAGCCCCCAUAGGUAAUAUCUAAAAGUAGCAUUUUGCAUCAAGGUCAGUGUUUAAUAAAAUUACACCAUCAAUCAUAGUGUUCAAUUGGGAGCAUGUGACCAGUUCCAGAACCCGUGCAAAUGCAUGUAUUCCAAUGACAGGCACAGGUUAUAGAACUGAUGUUUCCAAAAUAAUAAGGGUGGUGCACAGGCUAGCAGCAUCUACCAGUGAACUCCUGCUGAUAACAGAUUCCCAGGCUGUGAAAAUAGAGGGAAUAUUUAAAUAUAAAUUUCAUGCCUUGGCUGUCUGUUUGAAGAUAACUAGUCCAAUGUCUGCAUUUUCUACCAUUAAUGCAAUCACACUGAAUCCUUUUCAACUUUAACAAAAGAAAGUGCACAUUAGCUGUUGUAUGACAUUGCUGUAUCAGUUUGGCUAUCACAUAAGUGCUAGUGUUGCUGUGAUCUUUAAUGUGAAUCAGUUGCUUUGCUAACUGGAAAAUGAAUGAUUGUUAAAAAUUACAAUGUUCAACAAUCUCUUUUCACAGGUUGACAUGGAAGCCUUCCUCACACUUACUGACGGUGACUUAAAGGAGUUGGGGAUAAAGACUGAUGGAUCCAGACAGCAGAUUUUGGCAGCUAUUUCUGAACUUAAUGCUGGAAAGGUAUCUGCUGAAUAUUACAGUUCCUAAUAGAAACUGUUCAAUAUACUGCCACUUCACUUAUAACCCGUAAAAAAAUAGCCCAUUCACACUGCCUUCCUUGGUGUAAAAUGAGGACAAAGCCACUAAGGUCUGGUAAUCCGCACUUGCUAAAAUUGUCACUGGGUUAGCCCUUGCUGUCAAUCAUUCAGAAGCAGCAACAAUCUCUGAAUGUGCCUCCAAACGUUUGUUUGGUGGUCGAAUGAAUCCUUUACUUUUAGUGAUUUUCAGAUUUAGAGCCAAAGUAGCCAAACUGAAGCAGAGCUGGCUUUGAAAUUCAAUUUGAACUCUAACUUUAGUAAAUAACCCUGUUAUCUUAGAAAGGUCAAUUCCAAAAAUAAAUUCAGGGAUUCUGAUGUUAAACCUGAUGUGUCAUUAAAUGGACUCUCCAGUGCCAGGAAAACACAUCAGAUUCCCUGGCACUGCAGGACCCUGCGGUGCCCCUCUCCCUCAAUCCCAGCUUGCUGACGGGGUUAAAAUCCCUUCAGUGACUUACCUGAAUCCAGUGCCAAUGUCCCUUGCUGCUGAGUGAGGCUCCGCCUACUCUCCUCCCCCCACCGACAUCAGCCGGUGUGGGAGACCUAAUGCGCCUUUGCGGCAAUGGUGUUGCGCAUUAGACAUUGAAUAAUGCUUUCCUAUGGGGAUUCCGGUGACGCUGGAUGUCCUCAUGCAUAGCGUGAGGACAUCCAGCGUCUGUUAAAAAACUCUUCGUGUUCCAAGAACAGGAAGUCCCUCUAGUGGCUGUCUUAUCAGAAAUUAACCCUGCAAGGUAACUUUUUUCGUUUAUACCAACUGCAAUCAUUACACUUGCAGGGUUAAGGGUGGUGGGAGUUGGUACCCAGACCACUCCAAUGGGCAGAAGUAGUCUGGGUGCCUGGAGUGUUCCUUUAAUAAUCAGAAGAGAAUUCUUGGUCACAUAGAGGAUGCUUCCUGAAUCAUGCAGUUUGAAGGUAUUUAUUUAUUUAUAGGGGCGCGAGAGACAGAUUCUACAGGAAACCAUACACAACUUUCAUUCCUCCUUCGAAAGCAGUGCUAGCAACACCCAGCCUGCUGGUGCCCAGCAAUGUAAGUAUCUGCAUAAAUAAUAGUGCAAUUUUGGAUGGUGGAGGUAAUUAGUACUGUGGGCUACAAGGGAAUGGCACAUUUUAUGCCAAAAUAGCCAUAAUGGGGGACAAAAUAGCCAACUUGGUGAACAUUUUCUGUUCUAUUCUCACAUUCCCAUUAUGAAUUUAAAAAAGAUAAAACAUUCAAAUUCUUACAAUAAAGGCUUCUCUUAUUCAGAAAAAAUCCAGCUCCAUAUGUCAACUGUGACAUGUUACAGUAUGCUACGCUGAUCCACACACAACCCUCACCAAAACAAAAGCCAGAGUUUCCACUUAACCAUGUUCUUUUGAUACCACUGCACCUCAAAAACCGAUAAACUGACAUACUAGUGAGUGACAAAUAGACAAUGCACACACAAAGAAUUCUGCUCACCUGUAUAAAAUACGCCUAGCUCUAGGUAAGAAGAGUGUGGUGCCAAUUAAUGGACGGCAAUGUCCCACCAUGCACACUUUCACUCCGAAUAUAUAGUGGCAAGUCUCCACAAACUGGAAAGAUGGUAGAUUUUUUUUAAAUUUUUUUUUUUUUUUUUUUUAAAUAGUUUAUGCAAGUUAACUUUUUUUUUUAACAGCUUGCAUAAACGAUUUAAAAAAAAAAAAAAAAAACUGAAAACCACCAGUCACCAUACCAAGUUAUUAUGCUGCAGCUCCCAGAUAUCCAUAAUUUAAAUCUCCAGACUUCCUAUUGGUGUAGAGUGGUAGUACUCUUUGUACCUACAUUGCACUUAAGCAACUGGCCCAAUUUUGGAUAAUCCAAAUUGGAAAUUGUGAUUUUAAAGUUAAUUUCAGAUUUUAGGCCACAAUAUGCAAAACUGAAAAAUCAUCCAACUCUAUUUUCGUUCCAACUAUUUCCCAUGGAAUUCGAAAAUCACUUUGCUUUGGGUGAUGCCAUCAAAAAGAUUCAUAACGGUGGAAUUUAAAUUGGCAUAAUAUAGAUUAGAAAACCGCUCUUUUAAAACAUUUAAUUUCCCUCAUGCUGACAAUUUUGCUCUUUUCUACAGCUCUUUCUGUACGUACAAAACCAAAAGCUCCGGUUUCAAACAAAAGGUAGCAGACACCACGAGAACAAAUGGAAACAUAAUUCCAGAAGGAUUGGAAGCCAGUAACUUAGCUGGGAUUUGACGCCAGAGUCUUGGUCCAAAUGGGGCAAUCAGACACUGAAGCAUGUACUAAUCAUACUCAGGACAUGUACUCGGGUCAUCAUAUGGCAAAGACGGCACAUUUGGGGCAGGGAGGCAAGAAGAGAUGUUAAUUUAAAUUUAAAAAAAAAGUCAACUAUCUAAAAGAUAUAUAAGUGGGUUGGAUUCACAGUCAUCACUUAAGCAAAGGAGGAUGGCAUGAUAAUGCAAUGGAACAUAGUUUAAUGUGAAAUAUCCAUCUAAAAUGUUCAACUUCAGGCACUUUAAGAAAUCUUGAAAUAAAGUAAAUAUUUUGUUUGUUUCACAAUGUUUUUAUUGUUGUGCACAGAUUUAAUGUGUUUUAGCAGUAGUAAACAUGGAAUAUAGAAAUACUGGAAAGGAGAUCUAAAUAAAACUGGACUCACUUUAAAUAGCUGGUUAUGGAAUGAGCAACAAGUAUAUUCAUGUAUGUGUGAUGAUACAUGUGCUGCAGAUUACAUAAACAGGUAUUUUCACAGAAAAGAAAAGUGUGACUUCAGAGAACACACCAUUCGGAGUCUAUCUAUACAGUGUGGGAUAUUUCCCACUCAAGUGGAGCCUUGCAAACCCAAAGCCAGGCGUGAUAGGUAUUUACACAGCUUUAAGAAUUCUUGCAAAAAUGACCUGGACUGACUUGUCGGUCUAUCCAUCAAAGCCUGACUUAAAUAAUUUUAGCACAUUUACACAAUUGAACCAUUUAUUAAAAAUGAAUAUUCAAAGUUCCCAAAACAACAAAAAGCAGGCCAAAAAAAGUCCUAAAUCAUUCAAUUUAGUGUCUAAUAGGUAUUUAAAGAAUAGCCAUAGUUCCACUCUAAGUUCGUUUGAGUUUAAGUGACACUGUCAAAUAAGUUGAUAGACAUAUUGCAAUGAUUCCCCCAUUCUCCUGUUGAAAGCAAUCAAUCAUGUUUUCAGUGAGUAACAUUUCCCAUAACAGGUUAAAAGUUAAAAACACUUGGUGUUGACCUUGAUUAAAUAAUAAAGUAUGGUCUCACACUCUAUUGCAAGAUUUCCUUUCCAAAGCUGGUGUCAUAAAUUAAUCUACGUGUUUCUCUUCUCCCUCCGUGCUGCUUACACACAGAGCCUGCCCCUUCUCCAUACUUCUCUCACAGACAUUACUUUCUCUGAAUUCAAGCAGGAGAGACUCCCAGGAGGUUUCCCUAAUAAAAUAUACAGAGCAUGUGUCCAUGUGAUCUGUCAGUUCCUAUCUGUGAUGGAGGAGGUGGGAAUAAAUGGGUUUUUUUUUACCUCUGAUUUUAGAGAAAUCUGCUAGCAUACUGUAUUGAUGCAAUUCAGUUCUCUAUAAUGCAAGAUUAAGUUGCAUUUGUAAUGACAGGUACCCUUUACGUUGCAAAAAACAGCAAUUAUAAAUAAGGUGGUUUUGAAUUGUUUUAGCUAUUCCAGAUCUUUGUAACAAAAAAUUUUAAACUGGAAAUUGCUAUUUCAUAUCUGGACUUCAUACAUUCAGGGAAUGUAAGUUUAGGUAAAAACUACACAGUCACUAAAAAGGGUAAUCCAGACAUGGACCCCUUGCUCACGGUGUCUAGAGAGAUAUCAGCUAUGCCUCACUGAUG
Messenger RNA from Pelobates cultripes (western spadefoot toad), 38137 nucleotides. The record is from the annotation of a GenBank genome assembly. Lineage: Eukaryota; Metazoa; Chordata; Amphibia; Anura; Pelobatidae.